Pestalotiopsis fici W106-1 is the source of this 489-nucleotide messenger RNA. RefSeq lists its product as uncharacterized. The record is from RefSeq and is a predicted model, not a curated record. Gene Ontology annotation, molecular function: aldehyde dehydrogenase (NAD+) activity. Bases 1 to 489 code for a protein of 162 amino acids. Lineage: Eukaryota; Fungi; Ascomycota; Sordariomycetes; Amphisphaeriales; Sporocadaceae. The transcript is spliced from 2 exons.
AUGCAACAUAUUUGCAACCAACUGCUCAUCUUAGGAUUAUUCAUUAAUAAUGAAUUUGUGCCAGCUAAAUCAGGCGCAACAAUUGAGCCGACCAACCCGUAUGAUGAGUCUGCCAUUGUCGGUGUAGCAGCAGCUGGGCCCGAGGACGUGGAUGCGGCCGUGCAAGCCGCUCGACGGGCAUUGAAAGCCAAUAGCUGGCGCCGCAUCUCUGGCGCGGAUCGUGGUGCCUUGCUUUGGAAGCUGAGUGAGUUGUGCCAAAGAGACAGCCACAUCCUUGCCACAAUUGAUGCUUGGGACAAUGGCAAGACUUACCAGGCCGCCAUAACCGAGGACGGCCCGGAGGUGGUCAGUGUGUUUCGCUAUUACGCUGGCUGGGCUGACAAGAUAUUUGGUCGAACAAUCGAAACCAACAAGGACAAGCUCGCCUAUACCAAGCAUGAGCCUAUAGCUAAAGCAAUGCCAAUUAUUGAUUGUUCACAGCAACACUGA